AUGGGAUAUGGCCCCAUAGAAAUUUAUAUUACGAAUUUUUAAACUUUAAAAUUAAUAAAUAGUAAAAUAAAUUAAGGAGAAAAGUCUUAAUUUAAAGGACUACAUUAAUAUCCUGAUUGCUAUUGGUAAAAAGUAAAACAUAACUACUAUUUAACUUCAAUUUUCUUAACUUCAAUAUUUGAUUUAUAAAUUGAUGGAUUAAUAAUAUAUAAAUCUUAAUCUUAAAACUAUCCACUGUUAUAUGUUAAGUCUCAAGAUAAAGCGAAGCAAAUAUAACAGGAAAAAAUCCUAUAAUCAAAUAUGUUGUUAAUUACUUAGUUACAAUAAUAAACAUCUAUUAUUUUUAUUGAGUCAUCUUAACCUACUUAAAUAAAGCUGUCAAAUAAUUAAUUUUAUGAGAAUAUUCUUCUUGAAUAUUUAUAGGAUAGCCUUUAACCAUCAGCUUUCCUCUUAAAUAUUGACUGCUAUUUGGGAACAAUUGAAAUAAGUAAUUCUAAGUUUUCAAAAACUCAAUUAUUAAUAGUACACAUGAUAUAAUUUAUAUCAAAAGUUAUAAACUAAUUAUGGCCUAAAAUAUUUUUCAACAAAAUAGUCUUUAUGAUUAUGAAGUUAUUAAACCUUAUAUAUUAUGGGGAAAAUUUGAAUCAGAGUUUGCAUAUAUUGAAGAUUUUGAAUAAAUCUUUAACAGGAUAUGGCUAAUUUUUGCUUUGA
This is a messenger RNA of Paramecium sonneborni, 711 nucleotides long. The record is from the annotation of a GenBank genome assembly. Lineage: Eukaryota; Ciliophora; Oligohymenophorea; Peniculida; Parameciidae.